This is a messenger RNA of Trematosphaeria pertusa, 489 nucleotides long. RefSeq lists its product as uncharacterized. NCBI's taxonomy places the organism in Eukaryota, Fungi, Ascomycota, Dothideomycetes, Pleosporales, Trematosphaeriaceae. The record is from RefSeq and is a predicted model, not a curated record. The transcript is spliced from 3 exons. The coding region runs from base 1 to 489 and encodes 162 amino acids.
AUGCUCGCCAAGGAACACGGCGACGGAGAUCCGGCUCUUUCCGUAGCUAUCUUCUCGGAUGUCCUCGAGGAUGGCCGGAGAAUGCGUCCAUGGACGGAGCCCGCCAUGGUUUUGUGGGUAGCCGUGCUCCUCUUAGCAGUAUUGUCCAUCGGGAUUGCGGUUGCUGAGGUCCUUUCUCCAUGGAGAUGUCCAUGGAAGAUCCUCGAAGAUGUGGUUGGCGUGAGGGGGCCGGCUGUAUCAAUGCGGUUGACUUCUUUUGACCCCCGGCGAAGCCGUGGGCAGGGGAAAAAGGAGCUGGAAUGGGUUAGAUACUCGGAGAAUUGCGUCGAGACGCACCUUGUGAUACUGGGGCCCACUGAGGCAACGUCGAAGGCCAGUGAGAAACCUUGGGGCCUCGUAAAAGCGGCCUUGGGGCCAGAAACGGGAGACGUCGAACGAGGUAUCCACCGGACGAAAGUGACAUGCUUCUCAGGGCUGUUCGGUUCGUAA